Messenger RNA from Oreochromis niloticus (Nile tilapia), 1586 nucleotides. Its product is annotated as apelin receptor B. Gene Ontology annotation, molecular function: C-C chemokine receptor activity; C-C chemokine binding. The record is from RefSeq and is a predicted model, not a curated record. NCBI's taxonomy places the organism in Eukaryota, Metazoa, Chordata, Actinopteri, Cichliformes, Cichlidae. Gene Ontology annotation, biological process: G protein-coupled receptor signaling pathway; immune response; positive regulation of cytosolic calcium ion concentration. Gene Ontology annotation, cellular component: membrane; external side of plasma membrane. The coding region runs from base 35 to 1105 and encodes 356 amino acids. The transcript has a single exon.
AAAAAUAAGGAUAAGAAAAGAGGAAAGGGUGACUAUGGAGACAACUGUGGGCUACGAGUACUACGAGGACUAUGAGGAGUCAGACAACUCCUCAAUGUGUGACUACUCAGAGUGGACGCCAUCAUACUCUGUCAUCCCAGUACUGUACAUGCUCAUUUUCAUCCUCGGCCUCUCUGGCAAUGGAGUGGUCAUCUUCACCGUGUGGAGAGCCCAAGGCAAACGGCGAGCUGCUGACGUCUACAUCGGAAAUCUGGCCCUGGCCGACCUCACCUUUGUAGUCACGCUACCUCUCUGGGCUGUUUACACAGCCAUGGGUUACCACUGGCCCUUCGGAGUGGCUCUGUGCAAGAUAAGCAGCUACGUGGUGCUGCUCAACAUGUACGCCAGUGUCUUCUGCCUCACCUGCAUGAGCUUUGAUCGCUACCUAGCCAUCGUCCACUCCUUAUCCAGCAACCAGCUGCGCAGCCGGGGUCAGAUGCAAGGCUCCCUGAUAGCCAUCUGGCUGUUGUCUGUUAUACUGGCCGCUCCGACUCUCGUCUUCCGCACCACCAAGUACGAUGCAGAAACCAACCGCACAUCCUGUGCCAUGGACUUCAGUUUGGUGGUGACACAGAAACAGCAGGAGAACCUGUGGAUUGCCGGCCUCAGCAUCUCAUCCUCCGCUCUGGGCUUUCUUCUACCUUUCAUGGCAAUGAUGGUGUGCUACGGCUUCAUCGGCUGCACCGUCAACCGCCACUUCAACACCCUGCGCAAAGAAGACCAGCGCAAGAGACGCCUGCUGAAGAUCAUCACCACACUGGUUGUGGUGUUUGCUGCAUGCUGGAUGCCCUUCCACAUCCUGAAGAGCGCUGACGCACUCACCUACCUGGACUUGUUUCCCGACACUUGUGAUUUCCUGCGCUUCCUCCUGCUGGCUCACCCCUACGCCACCUGCCUCGCUUAUGUCAACAGCUGCCUCAACCCCUUCCUUUACGCCUUCUUCGACCUGCGCUUUAGAUCCCAGUGCUUGUGCCUACUCAACCUGAAGAAGUUCCUGCAUGCGAGCCCGGCUAGCUCCCUGUCCUCGCAGAAGACAGAGAUUCAGUCUCUAGCCACAAAGGUGUGACUAUGGAUUAACACCCAGAGGCACGCUGGGGUCAAAAUGAACACUGCAGAACAAUGUAGGUGAAUCAAAAGUUUCCAGUACUGAGUGCUUGUUUAUGGUCCAGCAGCAGCCAGUUUCGGGGUGUAACCUUUGCUUGCUCUCGCUCUGGACUAUUGACUGAAGGCUUGUGGUUUUGGUGUCAGACCACACCGAAACCCUAGACUCUUUUUUUUCUUUUUCUUUUUUUCAGCAGCACUGAAACUGAGCUACAUAAGAGAGACUCAUUUAAAAAUAAGGGGAAUGUACUUUUAUUAAAACUGAUAUACUCAUCAGUUCGUCUUCUCCUGUGGACUUUCUGCAAAAGUACUGAGCUAUGAAGUCUCAAAUCAUGUUCUCAAGUCAUGGGAAACUAUAUUAGGUUGAUUAUGACCAUGCAAUUUCCCCCUCCCUUUCCUGUUUUUUAUUAAUAAACUCUUGAGGUGGAGGUGUGACAUAUUAGAAA